AUGUCGAACUCUCUGGACCAGCUCAAGGCCACCGGCACCGUCGUCGUCUGCGACUCCGGUGACUUCGCUACCAUUGGCAAGUACAAGCCGCAAGACGCCACCACCAACCCCUCCCUGAUCCUCGCCGCCUCCAAGAAGACCGAGUACGCAAAGUUGAUCGACGAUGCCGUUGCCUACGCCAAGAAGAACGGCGGCAGCGUGGACGACCAGGUCGACGCCGCCCUUGACCGCCUCCUCGUCGAGUUCGGCAAGAAGAUCCUCGAGAUCAUCCCCGGCAAGGUCUCCACUGAGGUCGACGCCCGCUUCUCCUUCGACACCAAGGCCUCGGUCGACAAGGCCCUGCACAUCAUUGACCUGUACAAGAAGGAGGGCAUCUCCAAGGACCGUGUCCUGAUCAAGAUCGCCUCGACAUGGGAGGGCAUCAAGGCUGCCGAGAUCCUGCAGCGCGACCACGCCAUCAACUGCAACCUGACCCUCAUGUUCUCCACCGUCCAGGCCAUUGCUGCCGCCGAGGCCGGUGCCUUCCUCAUCUCGCCCUUCGUCGGCCGUAUCCUCGACUGGUACAAGGCCGCCACCAAGAAGGAGUACACCAAGGAGGAGGACCCCGGUGUCAAGUCGGUCGAGGCCAUCUUCAACUACUACAAGAAGUACGGCUACAAGACCAUCGUGAUGGGUGCCUCUUUCCGCAACACUGGUGAGAUCACCGAGCUCGCCGGCUGCGACUACCUGACCAUCUCCCCCAACCUGCUCGAGGAGCUCCUCAACUCGACCGCCGACGUCCCCAAGAAGCUCGACGGCUCGAAAGCCUCGUCCCUCGACAUCGAGAAGAAGUCGUACAUCAAGGACGAGGCCCUCUUCCGCUUCGACUUCAACGAGGAGCAGAUGGCCGUCGAGAAGCUCCGUGAGGGUAUCAGCAAGUUCGCUGCCGACGCCGUCACCCUCAAGGACAUCCUCAAGAAGAAGGUUGAGGCAUAA
Molecule: messenger RNA, 975 nt
Organism: Neoarthrinium moseri
Lineage: Eukaryota; Fungi; Ascomycota; Sordariomycetes; Amphisphaeriales; Apiosporaceae
Exons: 3
Coding region: 1-975 (324 amino acids)
Biological process (GO): carbohydrate metabolic process; pentose-phosphate shunt; pentose-phosphate shunt, non-oxidative branch
Cellular component (GO): cytoplasm; intracellular anatomical structure
Molecular function (GO): transaldolase activity
Source: RefSeq, a predicted model, not a curated record